Cyprinodon variegatus (sheepshead minnow) is the source of this 1375-nucleotide messenger RNA. RefSeq names its product calcium-binding mitochondrial carrier protein Aralar1-like. Gene Ontology annotation, biological process: mitochondrial calcium ion homeostasis; calcium import into the mitochondrion. NCBI's taxonomy places the organism in Eukaryota, Metazoa, Chordata, Actinopteri, Cyprinodontiformes, Cyprinodontidae. The coding region runs from base 182 to 1201 and encodes 339 amino acids. The record is from RefSeq and is a predicted model, not a curated record. Gene Ontology annotation, molecular function: calcium ion binding. The transcript has 10 exons. Gene Ontology annotation, cellular component: uniplex complex.
CAAACUGCAACGCCUCAGCUGCAGGAGCUUCUUCCACAGAGAGAAUACUGGGACAAUACUGGGAUAAAUUUAGCUCAGGGACCCAGACGUUCAUCGGUGCGGCUGACAUGCCCGCGUGCUGUCAUCCCGAACCCCAGCGCGUGCGCUAGUACAGUCCACUGCAGCUGACGUCACAUCCAGCAUGGCGGUCAAGGUGCAAACCACAAGAAGAGCUGACCCCAAUGAGCUGAAGUCUAUUUUUUUAAAGUACGCCAGCGUGGUGGAGGAUGGGGAGCAUUACAUGACCCCCAGAGACUUUGUGCAGAAUUAUUUGGGUCUGCACACUCAGCCUCAACACAACCCUAAAACUGUGGAGCUGAUAGCUGGAGUGGCCGACACCACCAAAGAUGGAUUGAUCUCUUUCCAGGAGUUUCUGGCUUUUGAAUCAGUUCUCUGCGCCCCGGAUGCCCUCUUCAUAGUAGCCUUUCAAUUGUUUGACAAGAAUGGCUCAGGAAACAUCUCAUUUGAAAACGUCCGAGACAUCUUCAGCCAGACGACAGUGCAUCACCACAUUCCCUUCAACUGGGACUGUGAGUUCAUCAGGCUGCAUUUCGGCCAUGAAAGAAACAAGAACCUCAGUUAUGCAGAGUUCACUCAGUUUCUGCAGGAGCUGCAGCUGGAGCACGCUCGCCAGGCGUUUGCACAGAAAGACAAGAAGAAAAGCGGCACCAUCACUGCCUUGGACUUCAGCGACAUCAUGUCCACCAUCAGGCACCACAUGCUGACUCCUUUCGUAGAGGAAAACUUGGUUUCAGCUGCAGGAGGCAGUACCUCCCACAUGGUGAGCUUCUCCUACUUCACCGCCUUCAACGCCCUCCUCAACAACAUGGAGCUGAUUCGCAAGAUUUACAGCACCCUCGUCGGCUCACACAAGGAAACACUCGUCACUAAAGAGGAGUUUGUCCACGCUGCAAAUAAGUUCGGUCAAAUCACUCCGAUGGAAAUAGACAUCCUGUUCCAGCUGGUCGGCCUCCACUCCCACUCUGGGCGGUUGAACAACACAGACAUCGAGAGAGUCGCCCCGCUGGAGGAAGGAGCCAUGCCAUACCACCUUGCUGAGACUCAGAGACAGCAUGCUCACGAAACAUCGCGGCCCGUCUGGCUCCAGGCUGCAGAAUCUGCCUACAGGUUUAGCCUGGGCUCAAUCGCUGGAGGUGAGUGACAUGUCUGCGGCGGAGGCCCCCAGCCCGCCCGAGGUGUAACCUUAGCCGGCCUGACUGCUGCAACUGAGGCCCUGGGGCCCACCAUUGUGUUUCUGGGGAGAGGGGCUGGGAUGUGAGGCUCCGGCAUUGUGCUGCCGUGCCACCGGUGGCUCCAGGCUGUCUUUGGAGACGGA